AUGCCAAUGCCAAUGCCAAUGCCAAUGCCAAUGCCAAUGCCAAUGCCAAUGCCAAUGCCAAUGCCAAUGCCAAUGCCAAUGCCAAUGCCAAUGCCAAUGCCAAUGCCAAUGCCAAUGCCAAUGCCAAUGCCAAUGCCAAUGCCAAUGCCAAUGCCAAUGCCAAUGCCAAUGCCAAUGCCAAUGCCAAUGCCAAUGCCAAUGCCAAUGCCAAUGCCAAUGCCAAUGCCAAUGCCAAUGCCAAUGCCAAUGCCAAUGCCAAUGCCAAUGCCAAUGCCAAUGCCAAUGCCAAUGCCAAUGCCAAUGCCAAUGCCAAUGCCAAUGCCAAUGCCAAUGCCAAUGCCAAUGCCAAUGCCAAUGCCAAUGCCAAUGCCAAUGCCAAUGCCAAUGCCAAUGCCAAUGCCAAUGCCAAUGCCAAUGCCAAUGCCAAUGCCAAUGCCAAUGCCAAUGCCAAUGCCAAUGCCAAAGCCAAGCCAUGCCAUGUUGACCAACCCUCCAGCCAACCGCCAUGCCUGCCAACCGCAAAUGCCAGCCACUUGGAGGGGAUGA
Molecule: messenger RNA, 546 nt
Organism: Pieris napi
Lineage: Eukaryota; Metazoa; Arthropoda; Insecta; Lepidoptera; Pieridae
Product: keratinocyte proline-rich protein-like
Exons: 1
Coding region: 1-546 (181 amino acids)
Source: RefSeq, a predicted model, not a curated record